This is a messenger RNA of Salvia hispanica, 2904 nucleotides long. Lineage: Eukaryota; Viridiplantae; Streptophyta; Magnoliopsida; Lamiales; Lamiaceae. The record is from RefSeq and is a predicted model, not a curated record.
AACUUUCAAUCCAUCUCUCGUUCAAAAACCCUACACCAAAAACCCAUCGCCGGUUUCCGAUUCAUUCAUCGCCGGCGAUGACGGCCGUUUCCAAGCCACCGUCGAGCUUCGCCGUCACUCCGCACAAGCUCUCCAUUUGCAUCCUGGUUCAAGUUUACGCACCGCCUUCUCAAAUUUCCAUCCCAUUCCCUUUCUCCUCCGUUUCGCAGCACAACUGUCUCGGGAUUUUCCUCAUAUCCCUCACCAAGGAAUGUGGUGGCAUUUUCGAGCCUACGCUUGAUGAGCUGAUUACUCAGCUGAAGGAGAUUGAUGGCUUGCUCAAUCACUGGUUGAGUGACCACUUAAUGGGGAGGCUUUCGUCGCUGGCCUCACCGGAUGACUUGUUCAAUUUAUUUGCUGAUUUGCGAGGGAUCCUCGGGGGCUCGGACUCUAAUGUUAUGGAUGAUGAUCAGAUUAUGCUGGAUCCUAAUAGCAUCAUUGGCAUGUUUGUACGGCGUUGUUUGCUUACCUUUAAUCAGAUGUCAUUUGAGGGUAUUUGCCAUCUCUUAACAAGUAUCGGGGCAUAUUGCAAGGAUUCCUUCUCAGGUUACCAACCGUAUGAGUUACCACAUUUGGAUGAGUCCACUAGUUAUUCAAAUGUUCCAUCAGAAUAUGAGAAUAUGGAGAUGGAAAGUUUUUACGAGAAAUCUGUGGAAGAUUUUGAGGAAAGAAAAAUGGAGAUUGGAAGAACCCCUUUCCACGGACAUGCAUCAAAGACUUUUUCUGAAUUUAGUGAUGAUAGUGGUAUCUCUUCAAGCCACAGGCUGGAACAUAUGGAUAAGAAUGCAGAAGCUAAGUCUUGUUUAUUCUCUUCGAGCGAUAUGUCAAGGGAUAUUGGCUCUGUUAGUGGGACUUUCCUACACACAAAUUGGCAGGUACAAGGCUACCUAUCAGAGCAAGCAGAUGUUAUCGAGAAAUAUGGAAGCUCUUUCCCUCUUGACGCUUUUGAGUCCAUACUGAAAAAGCUCCAGCAGUUGGCACCUGAAUUACAUCGAGUUCACUACUUGAGAUAUUUGAAUAACCUCUAUCAUGAUGAUUAUCCUGGGGCACUGGAAAACCUCCACCGUUAUUUUGAUUAUAGUGCAGGGACUGAAGGAGUUGAAUGUGUUCCUCCUCCAUCUGGAUGCAGUAGUUUCGGAAGAUAUGAGAUCGCUUUAUUAUGUUUAGGAAUGAUGCAAUUUCAUCUAGGACACCCGAAGGAAGCUUUGGAGGUAUUAACUGAAGCAGUUCGAGUUUCUCAGCAGUACAGUGAUGAUACUUGUCUUGCAUAUACACUGGCUGCUAUUUCCAACCUCUUGUCUGAAGUAGGAAUAUCAAAGACAUCUGGAAUUAUUGGAUCUUCAUAUUCACCUGUCGCUGGUAUGGGGACGUCAUUAUCAGUCCAACAACAAUUAUACGUGCUUUUACGGAGAUCUUUGAAGAGGGCAGAAAGUCUGAAGCUGAAAAGACUGGUAGCAUCUAUUCAUCUCGAAAUUGCUAAGUAUGAUAUAACGCAUGUACAAAGGCCACUGCUUUCAUUUGGCCCGAAGGCUUCGAUGAAACUUAGAACAUACCCUGCCAACAUCUACAAGGAAUUGUGGUUGAGUUCUCGUCUAAUAAAUGAUUUCGGGGAUGAAAGUUCUGUAUUGACUGCUGAUGGCGCUUUCUGUACAAAAUGGCUGAAAAGUCUUAAAAAGCCACUAGACUCAUUGAUAUUCAGUCAAGAAAAUGAAUCAAGAAGUAAUUCCAGUUCUUUCCAAUUUUCUGCACAACCAAGCUCAAUUCCUGGAUCUGUUGUACAAUUAUUAGGAUCGUCGUAUCUAGUCCGUGCUAGUUCAUGGGAGAUGUAUGGCAGUGCUCCUCUAGCUCGAAUAAAUGCACUGACUUUUGCAACUUGCUUCGCAGACUCCUCAAGUUUAUCCGAUGCUGCAUUAGCAUACUCCAAGCUUAUCCAACAUUUGGCUGUUUAUAAAGGAUACCAAGAUGCUUUUGCUGCCCUGAGAAUAGCAGAAGCGAAGUUUGCAUGUGUUUCAAAGUCCAGAAUCAUGUUAUUGAAACUACAGUUGCUGCAUGAGUGUGCUUUACAUAGGGGACAUUUAAAAUUAGCUCAGCAAUUCAGUGAUGAGCUUGGUGUUUUGGCCUCCUCUGUGACUGGUGUGGACAUGGAGCUGAAGACAGAAACUAGUCUCCGUCAUGCUCGGACAUUACUUGCUGCAAACCAGUAUAGCCAGGCUGCAGCUGUUGCACAUGCUCUAUUCUGCACAUGUUAUAAGUUUAACAUGCAAGUGAAAAAUGCUACUGUUCUUCUGUUGCUUGCUGAGAUACACAAGAGGUCAGGCAAUGCUGUUUUAGGAAUUCCAUACGCUUUGGCUAGCCUUUCCUAUUGCCAAUCAUUUAAUCUGGAUCUUCUAAAAGCCUCUGCAACAUUAGUGUUGGCUGAGUUAUGGCUUUCUCUUGGACCAAAUCACGCAAAAAAGGCAUUGGCCCUCUUACACAGCUGUUUCCCCAUGCUUCUUGGUCAUGGUGGUUUGGAGCUACGUUCUCGAGCACUUAUUAUGGAAGCAAAAUGCUAUUUGGCUGACCCAGACUUUUCAGUUUCGGACAAUCCAGAGAUGGUGCUAGAACCUUUAACACAAGCUUCCGAAGAACUUCAACUAUUGGAGUAUCAUGAAUUGGCAUCAGAAGCUUUCUACUUGUUGGCCAUUGUAUACGACAAGCUCAGGCGGUAUGACGACAGGGAAGAAGCCGCAUCUUCGUUCAGGAAGCACAUUACUGCAUUUGAGAAUCCAGAAGGAAUGGACGAUUCUCUCUUCAGCCGACCAUCUUCAUAGAGAUAAUUCAGAGAAUAGGGUGCAUGAUGAAAAAUGAGGAAGGAAAGAUGUACCA